AAAAGGCCAAAAGUUAAUAAUUUCCCCUUGAAUCCGACCGUUUCCACACCUUCCCGUAGCUCCCGUGACCGGCUCCUCCUCCUCUCCCACCUGCCCGUCGCCGGAUCUCCUUCGCCGUUCUUCCCCUCUCCGGUCAUCAUCCUUUUUACUCUCCUUCCUUCGUGCUCUGCCCCGCCGAUCGUGUGCUCUCCGAUCGCGUCGCGCCUUAACUUAUCUGAAAAAAAAAAGAGAGGAAAUUUGCUACGCCGAGGCGAGACCGAUUCCGGGAAUGGCUGAUCUUGGCGAAUCAAGAGAGGUGAGAGUGUUUGAGAGUACGGAUGAGCUCGCCAUCGACUUGGCCGAGUAUAUCUCGCUGCUAUCGGAGGAUUCCGUGAAGGAGAGGGGAUGCUUCACUGUCGCGUUAUCUGGAGGAUCGCUGAUAAGUAUGAUGGGGUAAUUGCUUCCUAGAUUUUUCGUAAAAGAAAAUGUUUUUUUUUCCUAUAGACGUUGCGGUAUCACGGAGGGAGACGAGGCCAUAUUUUGUUUCAUGCAGGAAACUUUGUGAAGCUCCUUAUAACAAGACUGUUGAUUGGACGAAGUGGUAUGUGUUUUGGGCUGAUGAACGUGCUGUAGCAAAGAACCAUGUCGAUAGCAACUUUAAGCUCACAAGAGAUGCCUUUCUUUCUAGGGUGUCUAUACUCAACAGCCAUGUGUUCUCCAUCAAUCACAAUGCAACAGUGGAGGAUGCAGCUGGAGAGUAUGAAUUUGCGAUUCGCCAGCUCGUCAAGGUCCGAACUGUAGGCGUUUCUGAGAGGAAUGACUGCCCCAAGUUUGAUCUUAUUCUUCUCGACAUGGGACCGGAUGGACAUGUCGCUUCACUGUUCCCUAAUCACCCAGCUCUUAAACUGAAAGAGGAGUGGGUUACCUAUAUCGCUGAUUCACCUAUACCUCCACCCGAAAGGAUUACUUUCACACUCCCUGUGAUCAACUCAGCUUCUAAUAUUGUUAUCGUGGCUACAGGUGAGGAGAAGGCCACGGCUGUGGGUCUCGCCAUUUCCCAUGAAAACGAGAACUCCAAUGCAUUCUCGUUGCCCGCUAGGAUGGUUCGACCAACUGAUGGUAAAUUAGUGUGGUUUUUGGAUUCCUCAGCUGCUUCGCUUGGCGAUGUCAGCAACGGUGGUUCUGGAGAAGCCAUGUGAUAGGUGUAAAAGGUCCAGUAAAUGUGUCUGUAGAUCGAUUUCCGAACAAAUUGUUUCUCUCGAGAGUAGCUGCUGUGAAGAGGGAGUUCCAUUGCCGCUCGGUUUAGUAAACAUUGUAGUUCCUCAAUCCCUGUUAAGCAUGUAUACAGCUUUUGUUCUUCUUCCUCAAAUACCAAAUACUAUGUUUGCUUCAA
This is a messenger RNA of Zingiber officinale, 1372 nucleotides long. Its product is annotated as probable 6-phosphogluconolactonase 1. Gene Ontology annotation, biological process: carbohydrate metabolic process; pentose-phosphate shunt. The coding region runs from base 465 to 1178 and encodes 237 amino acids. The record is from RefSeq and is a predicted model, not a curated record. Gene Ontology annotation, molecular function: 6-phosphogluconolactonase activity. The transcript is spliced from 3 exons. NCBI's taxonomy places the organism in Eukaryota, Viridiplantae, Streptophyta, Magnoliopsida, Zingiberales, Zingiberaceae.